Messenger RNA from Pelobates fuscus (common spadefoot toad), 1223 nucleotides. It is a transcript of the gene GPX8, whose product is annotated as glutathione peroxidase 8 (putative). Gene Ontology annotation, biological process: response to oxidative stress. Gene Ontology annotation, molecular function: glutathione peroxidase activity. NCBI's taxonomy places the organism in Eukaryota, Metazoa, Chordata, Amphibia, Anura, Pelobatidae. The transcript has 3 exons. The record is from RefSeq and is a predicted model, not a curated record. The coding region runs from base 188 to 817 and encodes 209 amino acids.
AAUAUGUUGGUGCUUAACAAACAAAAGACGAUGAUACUGGACCCUCCUCUUCAGAAACAGACACAAUUGUCAUUCUGUUCCUCCUUCAGCCCUUGGGCUGACUCAGAUGGUUUAGAGUUACAGCCUCUCUGCUCCUCCCAACUAACAUUCCUGGGACUUGCAAAAACCUCCCAGCAAAAUAUCCAAAAUGGAGACUCUCCCACCAUACCCCUUAAAGUGCUCUUCCCCAAAAGCAAAAGUAUUCAUUGUAUUCUUCUCUAUGGUUUUCUGUACAGCAAUUCUAUGUCUUCUUCAGUUAAAGUUUGUGAAGCCAAAGACAAAAGAUUUUUAUUCUUUUGAAAUUAAAGAUUCCAGGGGGAGGACAGUUCCUUUGAGUAAAUACAGAGGCAAGGCAUCUCUGGUUGUAAACGUGGCUAGCUCCUGCAAGUACACAGAUGCAAACUACAAAGAGCUGCAGGAACUGCACAGAGAGUUUGGACCAUUCCACUUCAGUGUCCUAGCUUUCCCAUGCAAUCAGUUUGGAGAGUCAGAACCAGAAGAGAACCAGGAAAUAGAAAUGUUCGCCAAAGGGAACUAUGGAGUAACUUUCCCGAUUUUUAGCAAAAUUAAAAUUCUAGGUACCGAGGCAGAACCUGCGUUUAAAUUCCUUGUGGAAUCAGCAAAAAAAGAACCCAGGUGGAAUUUUUGGAAAUACCUUGUUAAUACAAAAGGCCAAGUAGUUAAAUAUUGGAGACCCGAGGAACCAAUUGAAGGCAUCAGGCAAGAAGUAGCAGCUAUAGUCCGAGAAAUUAUCAUGAAGAAGAGAGAAGACCUUUGAAGUGACGUCAUGUGAACAGAACUGUUAUGGGCAGGGGUGCAAAUUAGUUAAAAAAAAAAAAAAGAUUCUAUUUUUUACUUUUUUCUAAAAAAAAAAAUCUUGCCCAACUCAUUCAAAUACCUGUCUUUUGUAUUUUGUUGAAAUUAGAGCAAACCUGUGAAAAGAGACCUGAGUGAGCAAAUAGACCAAAUUACAAAAAAAUAAAAAAAUAAUAAGGGUACCACUAAUAUAAUAUAUUACAUAAACAAGUUUACAAAUCCAAAAGGAAUUUUCAAUGACGAGCGUUUGGAAAGUUGCCGUCUACAGAGGAUAUUGCACAGUAACUCUGGCAAGAGAGAAUGACAUUAAAGAAGGUUCUUUUAUAUUUCAAUUAUAGCAUAAAACAAUUCUCAGAUUCUUUACCAAA